Messenger RNA from Puma concolor (puma), 2703 nucleotides. The record is from RefSeq and is a predicted model, not a curated record. NCBI's taxonomy places the organism in Eukaryota, Metazoa, Chordata, Mammalia, Carnivora, Felidae.
AUGGAGACUUUGACCUCAAGGCCUAGGGAGAGAGCUCUCCGUUCUCAAGCCUCAGCUCUUUCCCAGGAUGGGGAGGACAGGACAGUUUCAGUGAGCUUGUGUCAGUUCCUCCGUAGCGGUCAUUGUCCGCCACCUGUCUCUGGUUUCUGUAGUCCUGGCGUCACUGACUUGCCUGUUGGCUGGCUCAGCGUCAUUCCACGAUUUGCUUUUCCCAAAGAAGACUUGCGGAUGCUGUCUCCGCUGACCGUUUCUGUGCUGAACAAUGUCUGUGCCUUUAGGCGAACGGAAUUUGCGGAUGGCACGUUGGAGCCAUUGACCUUCAAGGACGUGGCUGUGGUCUUCACUGAGGAGGAGCUGAGGCUUCUAGACCCCACCCAGAGGAAGCUGUACCGAGAUGUGAUGCUGGAGAACUUCCAGAACCUGCUCUCUCUGGGAGACAAGAAUGAAAAGGAUCUGGAGUAUAUUCAAGAAAGGGAACUUAAGUGCCUUUCCUACAGAGAGCUGUCCUACUGGAAAAUCGGGGAACAGGCGGCUGGUGAAUUAACUGGGAGUCAAGACCGUAGAGUGAAUCUUCAAGGGAAGGAUUUCCAGUUCUCGGAAGACGCUUCUCCCUGCCAGGGCUGGGAAGGAGCAUCUCCUCGGGGUUCGCAAAUUGACAAUCUGGCCGGCGGUCUUCAAGGACCCAUCAGUUCGGAAAAUCAAGCGUUUCCACCCUGGAAAGCUCUAAGACCGGUAUCCGUUCAAGAAUCUUGGAUGAAAGCCUUUGUGAACGAGUCGUGGAAUGUUCUGGAAAGGUGUAAAAAACUUGACACGCAGGGUACAACGUAUAAACCUGAGUGGGACGGUUUCGGCUUCUGCUGGGUAUCACGUUGUCACGAUGACCACAGGUUACCAGAAAGAGAGAGACCGUGUGAUCGCGAGCGCUGUGGAAGAGACAGCCUGAAAAAGUCAACCCUCCGUCACCCUGCCCCGGAAGAGGAUGACCUGAGAAGCAGCGAACGCGGAGAUGGCCUCAGGGGCGCCUUGCACCUUCCCGCCCAGCCCAGAGCUCCCUGGAAAGAGAAAGUCCGUAGAUAUCCCGAGGGUGGUACGGGCUUGAGGCAGACCGCCCACCUCGAGAGGCCCCAGAGGACCCCCACGGACGAGAAACCCUCCAAGGGUAAGGAGCGCGCCCGGGGCCUCCGGCAGAACGCGCGCGGUCCCAGCCGGCCCCGGGCCCCCGCCGGGGAGAUGCCCUACCGAUGCGACGUGUGCGGGAAGGGCUUCCGGUAUCAGUCGAUUCUGCUCAUCCACCAGGGCGUGCACACGGGAAAGAAGCCCUACGCGUGUGAGGAGUGCGGGAAGGCCUUCGGUCGAAGCUCAAACCUGCUCGUCCACCAGCGGGUCCACACCGGGGAGAAACCCUACAAGUGCGGCGAGUGCGGGAAGGGCUUUAGCUACAGCUCGGUGCUGCAGGUGCACCGGCGGCUGCACACGGGCGAGAAGCCCUACGCGUGUGGCGAGUGCGGCAAGGGCUUCUACGCCAAGUCCGCGCUCCACAAGCACCGGCACGUGCACCCGGGGGAGAAGCCCUUUGGCUGCGGCGCCGAGUGCGGGAAGGGCUUCUCGUGCGGCUCCCACCCGAGCAGCCACCAGAAGGCGCACGCGGGGCAGAAGCCCUACCGGUGCGACCAGUGCGACAAGGGUUUCAGCUACAACUCGUACCUCCGGGCCCACCAGCGGGUUCACACGGGGCAGCGCCUCUUCGACUGCGACGUGUGCGGGAAGAGCUUCAGCUACAGCUCGGGGCUGCUCCGGCACCAGAGGCUGCACACGGGGGAGAAGCCCUACAAGUGCGAGUGCGGGAAGGGCUUCGGCCGAAGCUCGGACCUCCACGUCCACCAGAGGGUCCACACCGGGGAGAAGCCCUACAAGUGCGGCGAGUGCGGGAAGGGCUUCCGGCGCAAUUCGGACCUUCACAGUCACCAGAGGGUCCACACGGGGGAGAGGCCGUUCGUGUGCGACGCGUGUGGGAAGGGCUUCAUUUACAGCUCCGACCUCCUCAUCCACCAGAGGACCCACACCGGCGAGAAGCCCUACAAGUGUGCCGAGUGCGGCAAAGGCUUCAGUUACAGCUCGGGGCUCCUCAUCCACCAGAGGGUCCACACCGGCGAGAAGCCCUACAAGUGCGAAGCGUGCGGGAAGGGUUUCCGGUGCACGUCAAGCCUCUACAAACAUCAGCGGAUCCACACGGGGAAGAAGCCGUACACGUGUGAUCAGUGUGGCAAGGGCUUCAGUUACGGCUCAAAUCUUCGCACCCACCAGAGACUGCACACGGGGGAGAAACCCUACACGUGUUACGAAUGUGGCAAGGGCUUCAGGUACGGCUCUGGUCUCCUCAGUCACAAGAGGGUGCACACCGGAGAGAAGCCCUACAGAUGCGACGUGUGUGGGAAGGGCUACAGUCAGAGCUCACAUCUUCAAGGCCACCAGAGGGUCCACACUGGGGAGAAGCCCUACAGAUGCGAGGAGUGCGGGAAGGGCUUUGGGCGAAGCUCCUGUCUUCACGUCCACCAGAGGGUCCACACCGGCGAGAAGCCCUACAAGUGCGGGGAGUGCGGGAAGGGCUUCAGUUACAGCUCAGGGCUGCGGAAUCAUCAGCGAGCGCACGCUGGCGAGAAACCGGAGAAACAGACACGCGCUGAGGCAGAACUCAGAACUUGA